Molecule: messenger RNA, 2020 nt
Organism: Centropristis striata (black sea bass)
Lineage: Eukaryota; Metazoa; Chordata; Actinopteri; Perciformes; Serranidae
Product: elongation of very long chain fatty acids protein 6-like
Exons: 4
Coding region: 125-943 (272 amino acids)
Biological process (GO): fatty acid elongation, saturated fatty acid; very long-chain fatty acid biosynthetic process; sphingolipid biosynthetic process
Cellular component (GO): endoplasmic reticulum; endoplasmic reticulum membrane
Molecular function (GO): fatty acid elongase activity
Source: RefSeq, a predicted model, not a curated record
GGUGAGAGGACAGACGGCAGGAGGACACCGAGGAGACACACUGGAAUCUGCUGAUUAGAUUUAAUUAAACAUAAAGUGAUCAUCAUAAUAAUAAUAAUAAUAAUAAUAAUAAUAUAAAGAGGAGAUGGAGCAGGGGAACGGGACGGGCUGGCAGCUGGAGGAGUUCAGCUUCGAGCGGCGCUUCGACCAGCGAGGCGCGAUGCGGUGGAUGCAGGCCAACUGGAGUGCGUCCUUCCUGUUCAGCGCUCUGUACGCCGCCCUGGUGUUCGCAGGGCGCCACUACAUGAAGCCACGACCUCGGAUGAACCUGCGGCGACCGCUCGUCCUCUGGUCGCUCUGCCUCGCCGUCUUCAGUAUUGUGGGAGCUGUGAGGACCGGCUCCUACAUGCUCCAUGUGUUGACCACGUUGGGCUUCAGACGUUCCGUCUGUGAUCAGAGCUUCUACAGCGGACCGGUCAGCAGGUUCUGGGCCUACGCCUUCGUACUGAGCAAGGCUCCGGAGCUGGGCGACACGGCGUUUGUGGUGCUGAGGAAGCAGAAGCUGCUCUUCCUGCACUGGUACCACCACAUCACGGUGCUGCUCUACUCCUGGUACUCCUAUAAAGACAUGGUGGCGGGCGGCGGCUGGUUCAUGACCAUGAACUACGGCGUGCACGCGCUCAUGUACAGUUACUACGCGGCGCGCGCCGCCGGCCUGCGCGUGCCGCGGCCGUUCGCCGUGCUCAUCACCAGCGCUCAGCUGGCUCAGAUGGCGAUGGGGCUGACGGUGAGCGCGCUGGUGUACCGCUGGCUGCAGCACGGAGACUGUCCGUCCCGCCUCGACAACAUCACCUGGGCCGCUCUCAUGUACCUCAGCUACCUGCUGCUCUUCUCCAACUUCUUCUACCACACGUACCUGCAGCGCCGCCCCGCCCCCGCCGACAAGACCGCCAAGGCCGAGUAGAGCUCGUCUUCGUCCCGCUGAAGGAAAACUUUAAUGUGGCAGAAUCUGAAACCGCAAGAAUUCAACGUCCUCAGGAUGGAAAAACCUCCAAAUCAGCAUCAAGUUUCACUCCAUAUUCUUUAUUCAUACGGGGAGAAAAAUGGCAGAGAAACAGAUUUUUCCCUUUAUAAACGACAUCGUUCUCUCCAGGAAAUAAAUUCAGAAUGUAUGUAAGAAGCGACAGUAAACAAAGCUUCUUCUUUCAGUUCAUGUUGGAGUCGUCGUCACCUGAAAGUUAGUUUUUAAUCUGUGAGCGUCACAGCGACUGACUUCAGUUUAAAGAUUCACUCAUGACAACAAGCCUCACCCUGUCCACUCUUAAAAAUGUGAAUGUUCAGGUUUUAGUGGAUCAGUCUGUGAGCGGCUCCAGGCCCCGCCCCCCCAGACCGGCUCAGCUGGUUCCUACAAACACUUUGAAUCAGUGGAUGGAAACAAACAACCUCGUUUCCUCUUUUGUUCAAUGUAAAAGUUGCUUCACGCUGCUGAGGGUUAAUGAUCAGAUGUGACUGGUCUGUAGCUGCCACUUCAUCUGCUUUCAUUAACACACAUUCACUUUACUGAGACAGAAAUGGAACUGAAGACGUUUCCAAACCAAACGUUACAGCCCAGAAACAGAAGUGAAAUCUAUUUAUUAUUUAUUUGACGUAUGAUGGCGCCGAUCGCUGCCGGAGAGUCUCACGUGUUUCACCUCCACUGAAUGUUUCAUUUUCUAAAUAUCACUCACAUGAAUAUUUAUCAUUUUCUACUUUUUAGAGUUUAUUUUGCACCAACCAGAGAUUGACUUUUGUUUUUCUUCAAGCUGUCGUUAACAAACGUCUUCGUCACAAACUGCUCAGCCAUCAUCAUCAUCAUCCUCAUUAUUAUUAUUAUUAUUAUAAUUAUUAUUAUUAUUGUGUUAUUUUAAAGUGUGUGACUGUGAGAGUUUGAGUUUUAAAGGAGCAGCUGUUGAUUAAAUGAUGAUUAUUUUCUGUAUGAACACACUUUUAUUUAGUUUCUGCUGUUGAUGAUCUGCAGGUUUGAAAUAUUUUUAUUUAUUGU